AUGAAUCCGUCGUCCCCACCAUCUUCAGCGUCUACAUUACCAACUUCAGCUCCUGCACCACCAACGGCAGCAUUACCUCCAGUGACCGCUGCACCGGCUCCGACGGAAGCUUUAGAGCCAUCCGUCGACGAUCCGAAACAGGAGGAUUCGACUAUCAAUCCAGGCACAUCCGAAAUCUCGUCUAGCCCGGAAACUCACCAGGAGUCGGAACCAAGCGCAAGCAACACGACAUCUUCAAAUCCAUUAACGCCCCUAAGUAUCAGUAGUGGCAAUGAUACCUACAGUGGCAACUCUGCUAUAUCGAAUACACCCGAAAACUUGUCUACCAACCUAGUCACCAAAGCGGAAUUCAGAUCUAUCGAAAAAACCGACACAGAGUUAAUUGGCUCCGUUGGAAAGAGCACAGAAACUCAGCGAACAACCGGUAGCGGCGACAACAGUGCACAGACGAUAAACAAUCAAAGCGAGGAAGCUGACAGCAACCACGGCAUCAUUGGACUUGCUGUCGGCGGCGGUGCCUGUGCUAUGCUAAUCGCCUUUGGCGUUAUCUACCAAGCUCGCAAGCGUGCAAAAGGACUAGAAUAUGAGGACAAGGAUGUACAUUUUCAGGCCGCCACGCCUUAG
Molecule: messenger RNA, 624 nt
Organism: Plasmopara halstedii
Lineage: Eukaryota; Oomycota; Peronosporomycetes; Peronosporales; Peronosporaceae
Exons: 1
Coding region: 1-624 (207 amino acids)
Source: RefSeq, a predicted model, not a curated record